This is a messenger RNA of Onthophagus taurus, 1547 nucleotides long. RefSeq names its product activin beta chain dawdle (gene daw). Lineage: Eukaryota; Metazoa; Arthropoda; Insecta; Coleoptera; Scarabaeidae. Gene Ontology annotation, cellular component: extracellular region. Gene Ontology annotation, molecular function: cytokine activity; growth factor activity. The record is from RefSeq and is a predicted model, not a curated record.
UGGGUCGGGACGAGAGGAACGAAUCGGAAGGAGGAGCCUGCGGGAUUCGGGAUCGCCACUCUUCCGAACAUCAUAACGAACGGAUCCGAUAUGCAGCGCUUGGGAGAGUGGCACAGGUUCAAGGUUCAUAUCACUCGUAUCACUGAACGAAGAAAUAGAGUGGGGUUUGAAAAAGUUGUGUUUAAAGAAAUCAUGUCGAUCGAGACAUUCUUCUACAAGCAGUUCUCACGAAGACACUAUGCGCCAAACGGUUCUCGUACUUAUCCUGUUCGCGUGCGUGACACGUGCACCGGGUGAAAAUUUCUUCGAUUUUAUCAUGUCCGCAUGGAAAAAUCCAGCAGAAUCAGCAUGUACAGGAUGUUCCGGCAAAGUUCUCGUCACCGACGAGGAUGACAAAACUAAUAACAUUGAAGAUGUCAGUGACAGUGUUGAUGAGAGUGCUCUCACAGCCCUUAGAGUGGAGUACAUCAAAAACCAAAUACUGAAAAAGCUCCGAUUGAAAGAAAAACCUUCCGUUUCUGCGGAUAGCCUUCCGAAGGUUAUUCGAGAGAAUGCCUAUAUUAUACCGAAACUUUACGAUGAAGAUGACAACUACACCGAAGAGUACUACGCAAAAACUACAAGGGCUGUCAUCUUUCCUUACGAAGAUGCCGCUCGAUGUAUCAGAAAAAUCAGGUAUCCUUCCGCUUGCAUUCCUUUCCAAAUGUCUUCUGGGCUUCAAGCUUCAGAUGUUAGUUCCGCCGAGCUAUGGUUUUACAAACUACCGGAUCGUCUCGAUGACCACAAUCAAACUUUCGUAAUCAAUGAAGUUGCUCAUUGGGAUAGCAAUAAAAGUUUUCAAAAAAAUCAACCAUUAGCUAUUAAAGAAACAAGCAUAACAGCUGCUUGGUUAAACGUGGAUGUAUCUUACGUUGUGAAAAAUUGGCUUCAAUAUCAAGAUUCCCCAACGCACGCCAUAAACGUCGUUUGUAAAACGUGCGGAAAUGAUAAAAAUCAAUCGCCGAUAGCUCACGAUGGGGAUAGAAAACCGUUUAUAGUUAUUUAUACGCAUAAUCAAGAGAGGGUUAAACAACACAAUAGAAAUAAAAGGCAAACUGAUUGUGGGCCAAAUAGUAACGAGUGUUGUCGCGAACAUCUUUAUAUUUCUUUUGCGGAUAUUGGUUGGAACGAUUGGAUUUUACACCCGCCUGGGUAUAACGCUUAUUAUUGUAAAGGUUCUUGCGAAACAGCUGCUUCUUUAACUUUGGCUGGAUCAGACCAUAAUCAUAUAUUAAACAGAAUUAUGUUGGGGAAGCAACAUAAAAAGACGACAAAGUUAGAAUUAAAGCCAUGUUGUGCACCGACUCAUUACAAACCGUUACAAUUGCUGUACAUGAACGACAACAAAACGAUAACAACGAAAAUUUUACCAAAGAUGAUCGUAGAUUCUUGUGGAUGUAUGUAAAAUAAACGAAAAAAUUGAUCGUACUCACAAUACCGAUGCAGUAUUGAAAAGCAAAAAAGUCGUCAAAGUUGUUGUUUAUUAAUAAUAAAAAUGGUCACUUUUA